Molecule: messenger RNA, 6593 nt
Organism: Varanus komodoensis (Komodo dragon)
Lineage: Eukaryota; Metazoa; Chordata; Lepidosauria; Squamata; Varanidae
Product: collagen alpha-6(VI) chain-like
Exons: 34
Coding region: 1-6429 (2142 amino acids)
Source: RefSeq, a predicted model, not a curated record
AUGGAAGAUUCCAAAUCUGCUGAUAUUGUUUUUUUGGUUGCUAGCAGUAGCCUAUCUUCUGACCAUGUCAAAAUGUUUAUUAGUGAAGCAAUCCAUAGUUUGCCACUAGAUUCCAAUGAGUUUCGCAUAGCACUUGUUCAGUAUAAUGAUCAGCUGCAUAAUGAAUUCCAACUGGAAACCUAUAAAGGAAAGAUUCUAGUACUGAACCAUAUCAAAAACAAAAUUGUGCUCAGAAGUGGCCCCAUUAAAACUGGCAAUGCUCUCCGCAAGAUUCAGGAAACCCAAUUUUGGAAACCAACAAUUGGAAAAGGCAGGGCAAAGAUUUUGAUAGUAAUGACACCUCAUCCAUCUGAAGAUGAUGUAGAAGAAGCUGCCCAAAUGUUGCAGAAGAAUGGAGUGAAGGUCAUUGCACUGGGAAUGCAGGAUGCCUCUUAUGAUGAACUAAUUCUGAUGGCCACUAAACCAUUUUAUUUCUUUUUUCCAAGAACAGAAGAACUCACUUUGUUUACUCAGAACAUUUCCAGGAUCAUUACUGAUGCUGUUGACAUAGGAAAUAAUACCCCAGAUCUAUCACAAACUACUAAUGUGAACAGUGUGAAUAAUGGAACAAUAUUAGAAGCUUGUGAAGGUGAUGCAGUUGCUGAUGUGGUAUUCAUAGUGGAUGCAGGUUCUUCAUCAACCAAAUUUGAGAAGAUCCAACUUUUUCUAAAAGACCUGGUGUCUUCCCUGGAUGUGAAGGAGAAAUGCAUGAGGGUCGGCUUGGUGACAUACAGCGAUAAGCCCCAGGUGGUAUUUUUACUGAGAAUGGCAACUGAUAGGACUCAUGUCUUGCAGUACAUACAAAACCUUUCUCCAAGGUCGGGAAAGGCCAACACUGGUUCCGCUCUUCGUUUCACAAGGGAGAAAGUCUUUACAGUAAGUGGAGGAAGCAGGAAGACUCAGGGGGUGGAGCAAGUUGCCAUUGUGUUCACUCACAGGUCUUCAGAAGAUGGUGUCAGCGAUGCUGCAACUGUUCUCAGGAGGGCUGGUGUAACUCUGUUUGCCAUUGGCGUUGAAGGGGCCAAUGUCACCCAGUUAGUCCAGAUAGCUGCUUACCCACCACGACGCUAUGUUACUAAUUUAAACAUAUUUUCCCAUUUGCCACAUCAAGCCCUGGUUUUCCAUAAGAAGAUUAUGAAUCAAAUUCACCAAAAGCUCUAUAUGGACACCCAAAGAACAGAACUUCUCAAAAGAGGAUGUGUGGAUACUGAAGAAGCUGACAUUUAUUUUCUCAUCGAUGGUUCAUCAAGCCUGGAUUAUUUUGACUUUGCGGAUCUGAAACGUUUUUUAAAAGAUGUGGUGAAAUUAUUUGCCAUAGGACCAAAUAAGGUUCGUUUUGGCGUUGUGCAGUAUGGCCAAACCAAUGAGCUGGAAUUUGGACUUGAGGAGUACGGUAAGAAAGGUGAUAUAUUGAAAGCUAUUGAUAAUAUCCGCCAACUGGGUGGGAGCCCUCACACAGGAGCAGCUCUGGCAUUCAUCCAGUCCUUGCUGAGAAGGUCCCAGGAGCAGCAUCUCAGGAGCGUGCCCUGCCAUCUUAUAGUGCUAACGGACCAGGGUUCAGAGGACCAUGUGGAGGCGCCUGUCAAGUGGCUGAAGAAUGAGAUGGUCAAUAUGUAUGCCGUUGGUGUUAGACAUGCUAACGAGUCGCAGAUUUAUGAGAUUGCCACGUCUAAGGAUCAAGCCUAUUUUGUGAGUGAUUUUGCCUCCUUGAAAUAUAUCAAGAAUGAAGUUGUUCAAGGCAUCUGUGCUGCAGAAGCCUGCAAGGAAAAGAAAGCUGAUAUUCUCUUUCUGGUGGAAAGCUCUCAUAACAUAGGUCCUGAGAACUUUGUGAAAAUGAAGAACUUCAUGAGCGAACUGGUGAUCAAAUCUGACAUUGGUCCUGACCAUGUGCAGGUUGGUGUUGUCCAGUUCAGUCACAGAAAUAAAGAAGAAUUCCAGCUCAACCAGUACUCAACAAAAAGUGACAUCAUUGAUGCUAUUGGGAGAAUGUCUCUUAUGGGACAGAACACCCUCACUGGAGCAGCUCUGCAGUCUGUGUCAGGGUACUUCAAGCUUGCCAAGGGGGCACGGCCUUAUGUCAAGAAAGUUCUUAUUCUCAUCACCGAUGGGAAAGCACAGGAUGAGGUGAAAAAAUCUGCAAAAGCUUUACGAGAUGAAAGUGUCAUUAUCUAUUCAGUGGGCAUGUUUAACGCAAAUAAAACACAGCUGGCGGAGAUAAGUGGGAAGCCUGAGAUGGUGUUUUAUGUGGAGGAUUUUGAUGUUCUGAAGUACUUAGAAAGUCAGAUUCUCUUUGGAAUAUGUAGCCCUUAUGAUGAGUGCAGGAGGAUAGAACGUCUUGAUAUUGUUUUCGUCAUUGAUGGUUCUGGAAGUAUAGAUCCCAAAGAAUAUGACAUUAUGAAAGACUUCAUGAUUGCCUUGGUAAAAAAAUCUGACGUUAGCCGUGACCGAGUUCAGUUUGGAGCUGUCAAAUACUCUGCAGAGCCAGAGACCUUCUUCUAUCUCAACGACUACAGCACAAAAUCAGCAAUCAUUAAGGCUAUCAAGAAUGAUAAGCCUAUCGGGCAGACAACCUAUACCGCGAAGGCAUUGCGACACUCAGAGCGUCUUUUCACCGAGGCUCAUGGCAGCCGCAAACGCAGCAGCGUCCCCCAAGUUCUUAUAGUGAUAACUGAUGGGGACUCCCAUGAUACAGCAGAACUUGAUGAAGUGUCCCGGAGACUCAGAGCCCAUGGCAUUGUUAUCUAUGCUAUAGGAAUUGAAAGAGCAAAGCCAGAUGAGCUCUUGACCAUGGCAGGAUCAGAAGAUAAAUAUUUCUAUGUAAAUACAUUUGAAGGGCUAAAACAUCUCUAUCGCAAUGUAUCUGACAGAGUAUGCAGUGUCUCAAAACCAGAAUGUGGAAUUCCAGCAGAUCUGGUAUUCCUGAUUGAUGGGUCUAACAGUAUAAGUGACAGUGACUUCACAAAGAUGAAGAAUUUUUUGCAAGAAGUAGUGCGCCCAUUUGACACUGGCCACAAUGUACAAGUCGGUAUUGCUCAGUACAGUGACAGGUACCGGGAAGAAUUCAGCCUGAAUAUUUUCCCACGCAAAUCAGAACUUGAAACUCAAAUUGGACACAUUAGACAGAUGGAAGGACUUCAGACAUUCAUUGGUGCAGCUAUUGAGAGAGUGAAGCAUUACUUUACACCAGAAGGUGGCAGCAGAAUCAAUGAAAACAUCCAACAGAUUUUGCUGGUGAUCACAGAUGGCAGAUCACACGAUAAAGUUGCUAAAGCAGCAGAAGAUCUGAGAAAGAGAGGUGUUGACAUGUAUGCCGUAGGAGUAGGGAGAAUUGACCAUUUGCAGCUUAGUCAGAUAGCUGGCUCCUCAGACAGGAAAUACACAGUUGAUAAUUUCAGCGAACUGAAGGUAAUUAAAAAAAGACUAGUUGAUGAUAUUUGUGAGGAAGAAGAUAAAACAACAUGCUUCAUAGAUGUUGUUGUGGGACUAGAUGUCUCCUCACAAAGACAAGGUGACCACAUAUUCCACGGGCAGUCCCAACUGGAAACAUACCUUCCUCAAAUUAUGCAUGCCCUCACUUCGUUAACUAACGUGAGUUGUAAUGUGGGAUCACAGUCACAAACCAGUGUGGCACUGAAAGUGAGAAACAUGGAUCCACCAGUGACACCAAAGUUCCAGAUUGACAGUGAAAAGCUUUUGAACAGUCUUGUGGGCACCACCAUCCAGCAUGCAUCUCAUCUGAAUGUAGACUUCUUGGAUUCCCUUUGGGAAACAUUCCAAAUCAAAUCUGCAAAUCGAAGAAAGGUGGUACUGAUAUUUUCGGAUGGCUUAGAUGACAGCAUAGAAGCCCUGGAACAUAAGUCAGAAGAACUCAGGAAAAAAGGAUUGGAUGCACUGAUUACUGUCGCUCUGCAAGGCGCUUCAAAUGUGAAUGACCUUCAGUAUAUUGAAUUUGGGAAAGGAUAUGAAUACAGGACACAGCUGAAUAUUGGAAUGAGAAAUAUUGCCAGCCAACUGCUCAAGUAUGUGACCAACACUGCUGAACGAACAUGUUGCUGUGUGUUUUGCAAAUGCAUUGGUGAAGAUGGAAAACCUGGAGGCCAAGGAAGACAUGGGAAGCAGGGUCUUCAAGGUGUUAGAGGAAGCCCAGGACAUUUAGGAGACGAAGGGGAACCUGGUCCAAGGGGGAUGCCAGGACCAAAUGGUGAUAGAGGCUAUGCAGGUUGCCAAGGCGACAGAGGACCAAAGGGCCAGAGAGGAAUGACCGGUGCAAAGGGAAACAAUGGGGAUAAAGGAAUUGAUGGCGUUAAUGGAGAGCCCGGCUCUUCUGGGCUUCCAGGAAUUAAAGGAGAAAAUGGUGAUCCAGGCAAUCAGGGCAGCCCAGGACCAAGGGGAUUCCGUGGUGAACGUGGUGAGAAAGGUUUGCAAGGAGAACCUGGUAAUCCUGGAUCAGGUAGUAGCAUAGCAGGACCCAAAGGUAUAAGAGGGGAAAGAGGAAAAGAGGGAUUCAAAGGUCAUAGAGGCCAUCAAGGUCCCCCGGGAAAAAGAGGACCCCCAGGUCCCAGUGGUGUUCCAGGACAUCAAGGAUUUAAAGGUCCACAGGGUGAAAGAGGAAUUCGUGGAGUGAAAGGAAUAAGAGGAUAUCAAGGAAGUGGGGGCUUUCCUGGUUCUCUGGGAGUUGCAGGUCCAGCAGGCAUUCCUGGGAAAUGGGGAUCCAAAGGGAAUAAAGGAGAGCCUGGAGACCCUGGGAUAAAAGGGAAGAGAGGACCACCUGGACACCGGGGAAUGAGGGGAGAUGAUGGUGCUAUUGGUUAUGGUGCACCAGGAAAUGGAGGACGAAAGGGGCAAAAAGGAUUUUCUGGACCUAUGGGAAACAAGGGUGCUGGAGGAGCUACUGGACAGAAGGGAAUACAAGGGGACUAUGGUCCUCCAGGACAUCGGGGUAUUAAAGGAGCAAAGGGUGUGCCUUCCUUUUCAUCAUGUGAGCUCAUUGCUUAUAUUCAGGCACACAGCUCUUGUUACACAGGAGCACCAGAAUGUCCAAUGUAUCCUACAGAACUUGUAUUUGCCUUGGAUGUAUCCCAAGCUACCACACCCCAGGCAUUUGAACGAAUGAAAGAGAUCGUCAUAGCCAUUGUGAACAAUACUAAAAUCAGAGAGAGCAAUUGCCCAGUGGGAGCCAGAGUGGCUGUGGUGUCCUACAGCUCUGAUACGCACUAUCUGAUCCGCUUCUCAGAUUUCCAGAGCAAAAAACGGUUGAUCCAGGAGCUCAAUGCUCUUUCCUAUCAGAGAUCAGCAAGCAAAGGAGACCUUGGUGGGUCUAUGAGGUUUGUUGGCAGGAACGUCUUCAAGAGAACUGUCCAAGGUGCUAAUGUGAGAAAGGUUGCUGUGUUUUUCAGCAGUGCCCCAUCUGACAAUGUAAGAGUUAUUGACACGGCAUUCCUGGAGUUCAGCGCAUUUGACAUUGUUCCUGCAAUCAUUGCUUUUCAUGAUAUCUCUGAGGUCAACCAUGGUUUUCUGAUGGAUGUUUCUGGACAGUUUCAAGUCAUAGUCGAUCCUAGUGAAGAAGAUUAUGCACCAUUUUCAAGCAGACUGUAUCUCUGCACCAUUUGUUACGAUAAAUGCAAGCCGCAUGCUUCUUGUGGACGUAGCCGGGAACCUCGCUCACCACGGCAUUACAUGGAUGCUGCUUUCCUUUUGGAUAGCUCAAAGAAAACAAAUCCCAGGGAAUUUGAGAAGCUGAAAAACUUUUUAAGCAGUGCACUUGACCAUUUCGAUGUGUCUUCUGCACCUUCCACAUCCUCAGCAGGGGACCGGGUGGCUGUGGUGAGUCAUGCUCCGUCCUCAUUCAGACCUCAAAUGCAGACCACUCCAGUAAAGAAAGAAUUUGACUUGCUGACUUAUGGUAGGACACAGCUGAUGAAAAAGCAUAUCCAAGAAUCUCUUCACCAGCUGGGUGGAGUAGCGGCUGUUGGCCAUGCCCUCCAGUGGACAAUUAACAACAUUUUUGCACCAGUGCCCCACCUGAGAAAACACAAGGUGAUUGUUGUUAUAUCUGCCGGGGAAACAAACCCAUGGGAUCAGGCAGUCCUGAAGAAAGUGUCUCUGAGAGCCAAGUGCCAAGGAUUUACCCUGCUGGUUCUUUCUUUGGGCUCUAUGUACAAUAGCACAGAACUUGAAGAGAUGGCAAGUUCACCCUUGGAGCAGCAUUUGAUUCAGCUUGGCAGAAUUCACGAGCCAGAAAUGAACUAUGCACUUCAGUUCCUGAAAUCAUUUUUGCAGCUUGUUCGGACUGAGGUAAACAGCUACCCUCCAGCUGAACUCAGAACAAAAUGUAGCAAGAUCAGCGCUCAAAAAUCAAGAUAUACUUCAAGGAGUCUUAGUCUCAUAUGAUUGGAAGAAGAUGUGCAAAUCCUGGUUCAGGAGGAAAAAUAAAGCCUUUCUUGUUGCUCAGAAGGAAUUAAUAUUGAUCUAAAAAAUUAAGACUGUAUAUUUCCAGUUGCAUUCAUUCACGCAGGACUCUUUCACAUUUUCAGUAUUCAUUGAGAAAUAAACUA